Molecule: messenger RNA, 753 nt
Organism: Cadophora gregata
Lineage: Eukaryota; Fungi; Ascomycota; Leotiomycetes; Helotiales; Ploettnerulaceae
Exons: 2
Coding region: 1-753 (250 amino acids)
Source: RefSeq, a predicted model, not a curated record
AUGCACUUCUCGAUCGCCAUCCGAUUCCUCGCCCUCACCUCCACUCUCGCCGUUGCGGCUCCCAUCCCACAGGGUGCUGGCGUUGGUGCUGGCUGUGAUGCCAUUCUGACCGACGGUGAUACUGGCUCUGGCCUCCUUGUCAAGGAAGCCGGUCAAAACGCCGCCUCACUCCUCAAAUCCGCUGGAGCUAAGCGACAAGGAGCAGGCGUCGGAGAUGGCUGCAAUGCCAUCUUGACCGAUGGCGAUACUGGUUCUGGCUUAGCAGUCAAAGAGGCUGGGCAGAACGUUGCAUCCCUCCUCAAGUCUGCUGGAGUAAAGCGCCAAGGUGACAAAGCCGGUGCUGGGACGGCCGCCAUCAUCGGUUUGAUCAGUCCCGACGCUGCGGCGUACCAAGAAGGCUUGACUGAUGUUAUCGAUGGUGACGGUACGAGUGACAGUGCUGUUAUUGGUCAGCAGGUUGGUGUUAUUGAGGCUCAGGCCGGGUCUGGUGCAGGCAAUUUGGUGCCGUCGAAAGUUCCUGCAGGUGCAAAACGCCAAGUUGAUAAAGCUGGUGCUGGAACGGCAGCCAUUAUCAGCUUGGUCAGUCCAGACGCUGCGGCGUACCAAGAAGGCUUGACUGAUGUUAUCGAUGGUGAUGGAACGAGUGAUAGCGCAGUCAUUGGCCAACAGAUCGGGGUGAUUGAGGCCCAGGCUGGUAGUGGUGCAGGGAACUUGGUUCCUUCCAAACUUCCUACAACACCCAAGACAGCUUGA